This is a messenger RNA of Lactuca sativa (garden lettuce), 707 nucleotides long. Lineage: Eukaryota; Viridiplantae; Streptophyta; Magnoliopsida; Asterales; Asteraceae. The record is from RefSeq and is a predicted model, not a curated record.
CUCGUAUCAUCUUCAACUUUCUCUCUCUAGAAUUUUCCAAAGCUUUUAAGAGAGAGAAACAAAACAACAAUGGCAUCUUCAAGCAUGGUUAUGGUACUACUGUUCGCAUUGAUUGCAGGAUCUGCUCUUGCUCAGUCGCCGACCUCCGCACCAACCGUCUCCCCAACUGCCGCUCCCACCGCUACACCUCCUACUCCGGUUGUUGUUCCUCCUUCCACUGCUCCUACUUCUUCACCAACUGAAUCUCCGUUGGCUUCUCCACCUGCUCCUCCCACUGCCGUCACUCCUAGCGGAGCUCCCGGCGCUUCUCCUCCUUCCAUCGCUUCUACUCCAACCGACUCACCUACCUCAUCGCCUAACGCCGCUAGCUUGAACAGAGUCGCCUCCGUUGGAUCUGGUUUUGUAGCUGUCUUAGCUGCUGCUUUGGUCCUGUAGAGAUCUGCUUUCGAUCGAGAUUUUUUCGUCAGUAUGUGGUGAUUCGUUUUGGUCGUUCGUGAUUCUUCAUAUUUUUUUUACUUUUAUUUCAUUGUUAUUAUUUAUUAUUUAGUUGUUGAUUUUAGCUUUUCUAUGAUUAUUGUAUGUUCGACGACGAUGAUCGAUACUUGGUUUUUUUUUUUUAAUUUUUAUGUUCAUUUUAUGUAAUAUUAUCAUAUCAUAUCUCGCUCUGUUGCAUUUAUGAAUUUUUUUUCUACUUAUUAUUAUCUUCA